CCCGAGCUGCCCGCUGGCAGCAGCGGCGAGGGGAAGCCGUCGGAAGAGGAACAGCCCAAGAAGAAACACCGGCGAAACCGCACCACCUUCACUACGUACCAGCUUCACGAGUUGGAGCGUGCCUUUGAGAAGUCCCACUACCCCGACGUCUACAGCCGCGAGGAACUGGCCAUGAAGGUCAAUCUGCCCGAAGUCCGCGUCCAGGUUUGGUUUCAGAACAGAAGGGCUAAGUGGAGGCGGCAGGAGAAACUGGAGGUGACCUCCAUGAAGCUGCAGGACUCGCCCAUCCUCUCGUUCAACCGCUCACCGCAGGCAACACCCAUGGGUCCUCUGAGCAGCAGCCUGCCCCUGGAGACGUGGCUCAGCCCGCCGGUGCCCAGCAGCACAGCCCUGCAGACCCUGCCUGGCUUUGUGGCCUCCCCGCAGAGCCUGCCCGGCAGCUACACGCCACCGCCCUUCCUGAACUCUCCGGCAGUGACCCACGCGCUGCAGCCCCUGGGGGCCAUGGGGCCACCGCCGCCUUAUCAGUGUGGGGCCACCUUUGUGGACAAGUUCCCUUUGGAUGAGGCAGACCCACGCAACACCAGCAUUGCCGCCCUGCGGCUGAAGGCCAAGGAGCACAUUCAGUCCAUCGGCAAGCCCUGGCAGACAAUCUGAACUCCCUCUCUCACCUGGGAGUAAGCCAUGGGGCAGGCGCAUCCCAGAACACCCGAGGAACACCCUUACCCUGCCUUGCCUGCCGCGGAUGGCCAGGCACGGGAGGGGUGUCCCUUGCACCAGCCUUUCCCUUAAA
Messenger RNA from Ficedula albicollis (Collared flycatcher), 793 nucleotides. RefSeq names its product retina and anterior neural fold homeobox (gene RAX). NCBI's taxonomy places the organism in Eukaryota, Metazoa, Chordata, Aves, Passeriformes, Muscicapidae. Gene Ontology annotation, biological process: positive regulation of transcription by RNA polymerase II. The annotation marks the transcript as partial. The transcript has 2 exons. Gene Ontology annotation, molecular function: DNA-binding transcription factor activity, RNA polymerase II-specific; RNA polymerase II cis-regulatory region sequence-specific DNA binding. The record is from RefSeq and is a predicted model, not a curated record.